UGCACCGACUUUAAACCUGCUAAAGAAAGAAAAUCAUGGCGAACGUGGCUGCGUUGCUACAGGAGAAGCUUGACAAAGCGAAAGAAAAUCUACAAAGCGUCGAUGAAAACAUACGUAAACUUACAGGAAGAGAGCCGGGGGAAAGGAGGUUUCCAUUUGUUGGAGAACGGGAGAGAGAUAGGGACCAACGCAGAGUGUCUUUGGGGAUCCAGGGGCCACGGGGAAGGGGUAGAGGCAGAGGAGGAGGAGUGCAGAGGGCAGAUGCUUUUCAGCGUUUGGGCUUACCCAUCACCAGGAGGCAAAGCACCGGUAGUGCAUUCAGCAGGCUGGGAGGCCGUGUGGACGGACCACUGCCCAAGCGCCCACGUAGGAAGAGUAACGAUGACGAUGAUGAUCUGCCCAAGCACACCAUCCAGUCCUCUGUUGUAGCUACCCCUAAGGUUGUCAAAACACGCCAAGAGUCCAUCCAGGAGCAGAACAAGGAUGCCCAAGAUCAAAAAAGGAAUCGGCGUAUGUUUGGCCACCUGCUGGGAACCCUGCAGAAAUUCAAGCAGGAAUCCAGCGACAUGGAGAGCAAGGAGCGGAAGCGAUCGGAGAUUGAAAAGAAGCUGGAGGAACAAGCGUUGGAGGAGAAGAAGGCGGUGGCAGCCCAGAAGGUGCACCUCUUCACGGAGCGACGCAACCAGCAAGCCGAGCUGCAGAAACUGGAGAGGCUGGUUGAUAUCGCAAAAGAGCAAGAUGCCUGGGACGCCCACACCAAGAAGCUGAACAACUUCAUCCGCACCAAGGCCAAGCCCCCGAUAUUCUACAAGCCAGCCAAGCCCUCGCUGGUGACUGAGAAAAAACUGCUGGACUCCAAGGAGCUGCUGAAUGAGAUGAUGAAGAAGCGCCGAGCUAAGAUCGAAGCGGAGAUACGAGAGUUGCAGUCAGAGCCUGCCGGGAAGGAGACAGAGCCCAUGGGAAAGGAGACAGCCGAGGUAAAGGGUAAGACCAAAGAUAAAAAGAAGAAGCAUGGUAAGGGUAAGCAUGAGGAGCGCAAGAACGGCAAACAGAGAGAACGGAGGGGCAGUGGCGAGGGAGCACCCACGACGCCGCCGGAUGCCAGGGAUAGCGAAGGGGAGGAUUCAGCCCUCGGGAAAGCCAAGGACUUGGUCGAGGAUAGAGGCAAGGAGGGGGAAGCAGGGGAGGGUGAGCCAGGUAAGGAUGGGGUCGGGAAACGGGGAUCGGAAUCAGAAGCUUCAUCCAUGGAGGAAGAGGAGGAGGGAGAGUUGCAGGAGAGAAACGGCCGGGAGGCCGAGCCAGAUGGAGAAGCCCAUCCGGUGGAAAGAGCCGGCUGCCCACCGGAUGAUAUUGACGAUGGCGCAGACCGAGAUGAAGGGAAGGAAAAGGUUGAAGGGGAGGCUGGGAAGGAGGAGGACUUCCGGAGCGCUUUGUACCGAGAGGAUGACCAGAGGCCUGAGUUGUCCUGGGAGGAUGAACCCAUGGAGCAGUGAUGCCUUCAAUGCUGCUUUCAGCGAUUUCACCAAAUCGUUCAUUUUUGCAACCACCAGCAACAUUGUAAUACUAGAUGUCUGUUACAUGCACACCAGACCAGUACAUGCAUACCUCGCGGACAUACACAUGAAGCCUUGUCACAGGGUUGUUAGGCAUUUCUGUAAAUGACAGUGUUGCUGUUUGUAGGCUUUUUUGAUCUUUGCUGUACUGGGCCGCCAUUUGUGACGAAAAAUUAACGUCUGCGAAACAUUAUACUUCUAAAAGUGUUUGUGAAUGGAAUAUCAGUGAUGAAAGCAAGAGUCUGUUUUGGAGCAUUCAGGGCACUCCACAAAGCAGGAGGGCCAAUCGUAAGACUCAUUUCCAAACUCUUCCUGCCCACUGAUGCUGGAGUUUUAUUCUUGCAGUCUAUUUUGAUCGGUUGCUGCCACAGCUCCGUGGCCGCACGUCUGGUAUUGCAAGGGAAGAUUUCGCUUUACGAAAGCUUGCUCAAGUCCAGUUCAAGAUAUGGUUUCUCUGUUGAAAGUUUUAUCGUAUUCCCCCCCCCCCCACAGUUCUCUUUUUCGUUCUUGGAUCCCGUGUGAUCUAGAUCUAGCAACAUCAUGCCCUUAGAUCAUUGUGCUAUGGACCAGGAGACAAAUUCAAUGUUGCAUUUUUCUCUCACUCUGUUGGGGAAAGAAAUUCAUGUGAUACCACCGCAGGCCCUGUACUCUCAGUGGAUGUAACAGACUCCCUGUAUUACCAGUGUCAAGUUGCUUCAGUCCCGCAACCAGUUUGUUGAUUUGUGUUGUGUCGUCAUUUUGUGUUCAAAACUGUGCUGCAUAAAUGAUAUUGUGUGGAAUGAAACCAGAGGAAGAUUCAGUUGGUGUACAAGUUUCCUGUUUUUUUGUUUAUAAAUUGAACCAUUGUUUUCCUGGACUCAAUUCAUCCAAUUGUCCUGUAUAUUCCAAAGGGUUUCCUUUCUCGUUCAACUUGUUGAAGUGAUUGCAAACUGACACACGUUGUGAAACAAAAAACAGGGCGAAACAAAGAGGCAACUCAAGAUUCCAGUCACAAACCACAACUUAAAGAAGUGAAGACCAUACAGUCAAGAUGAAUUGAAACCAAAUCAUUUCUCUGCAAGUCAAGUCAGAAGUCACUCCCAAAGUCUUGGUUUUUGUUUUCGUAAUUUGUCCCCUGUCAUUUUUGUUUUCAAACCUGUAUCUUGAUGGUGAAUAGUGCAGUUUGUUUGACGAUGUUACCUGUUUUCUAAUACAGGUCUCACCACAGAUCUGUCUGCCUAUUUUUUUCAUCAUUAGAUGUUGAUACAUAUUGAAAACAGGCAGGACUGCUUUUUUUCAUAUAGGCUUGCUUUUUCAAAUAGAAAGUAAUUGUUACACUUUCCCAUCAUUAAAAAUUUAUUAAUAUUAAGCCAAAGUUGUUCAAGUUAAAUUAAAUUCCAAGUCAUUUUUUCCAAGAAAGAGUCUGAAGUAAAAAAAAAAACCUGUGAACCAAGACCUACUGAUGCAAAUCUGUAAAAUUAAAAAAAAAUCAAAUUCCAACCAUUUACAACCACAAGGUUUUUUCUGUGUUAUAUCCAGUUUUUAACGGUCCUUUUUUAGCUCGGGGAAAAUGCUAAUGAAAAGCUAAAAUGUCCGCAACAUACUUUGGGAUUUCAGUUAUGUUUUUGGCAUGCCUUCACCUGGGAAAAAAGGACGCAUGUCCCGAACUCUCACACACACACAAUACAAACUGGACGACUAUGAAAAUUAAAAGUGACAGACACUGACUUGAACAAAAAUCACAUUCAUUCACAAUCAUAUUUGAAAACUGGAAAUAAGAGACAAUUGUGCACUGGGCCAUUGGUGACAAAGACAGAACUUGUACCCAUGCUGAAUUUUUUUUCUCUCUCCAGUGUAGUGACAUGGUAAGUAUGACUUUAUAAUUCUCUCAUAAACCAAGGUUUUAAACUUGCACUUUCUUUAGUUUUUCUGUAAAGUGUUACUAUCAACUGUCUAUUUGUCGAUCAGUGUCAAUUGAUGAUCUGUCCGAUUUUCAGGGGGGGGAACAGGUUUUCAGGUAGCAUGUCUUCAAUCCUGUGCAGUGUAGUGAGUGCAAAAUAAAAUCUGUAAAUGUCCACGACAUCUGAUUUUGUAAAUGUCAGUGACAUCAGGAUCGACCGAUUAUUGAUAUUAAGGCUGCACAUUCCAAUAGUGGGCCUACAGUAUUGCUAAGGGUUAACACUUCGGCUUUCCACCAAUGAAUAUAUAGUCUGGUUUUUCAAAACCAAACGCUUGUAUUGGCCUGUAACUGUUCAGCCUGGUCAAAUGUUUAAUUUUGUUUCCCCAUCGAGGAUUACAGCACCGAGACAAGAAACGUCAUGGCAAAAGUGUAUUGUGGCCCAGUUUUAUCGAUGUACUUUCUCAACAAGUGUUUUAUUGCACCUUUUUAAAAAUGUACACUCCUUGUUAUGAUUUCUUUUCUGAAAAAUGGUUGAUUGGUGACUUUUCUUGUAGCGAACUUAAUGUUUAAAACUAUAUGCUCUGUAUUGAUCAUAGCAAAAUUUGAAAAGUUUGGGUGAUUUUCAGUGAAUGAAAAAUCCUAUUUUUCAAAGUUUGAUUUUGGGGGCAAUGCCACCCUUGUAUACCUUUUAAUAGUACUAAAAAUAAUCAAGUAAGGAACCACAAACGUUCACUCACUCUUGGGCAGGACAAAGAUUUUGACCAGAAUGGGAUUUGAAUUUGCAACUGCCAAAGAAAUUGCACCAAGGCUUGGGAUGAGCUUUAUCCGGAAUCAUUGAAGUGGAAACUGAAUUUUGUGCACAUAGGUAGGAACCUACAGAACUGGGACUUUACGACUUGAAGGUGUAAUGAAAACAACUUUAAGGGCAGCUGAUUGAAAGACUUAUUAGUAUGGCCAAAAAAUUACUUCUCCACUCACCCAUCAUCCCUAUUUUUACAGCCACACUCCAACGUUUUGGCAGCUUCCAGAAGCAGAAGUUGACUUCUGUCUUCACAAAAAAAAUAAUUCUCAACAUUAAACGCUGGUUGUAUUUGUUUUACCUACAGUCACUGUUUUUAGUCCUAUUUUCCCAUGUCAUCAGGGAAUAUGGGAAGUUUUUUGGUAUUUUCAUAUUCACAUCUGAAUAUUCAAUCAAAUUAAGGGUAGUUCCACUGACCUAGCUUUAAGCAGGGCAGGAUUCCUUUGCAUUUAAAUGCAGUGCAUGCCUCUGGCUUUAGCCUGUAGAGUAGACCAGAUGUUACUGGGAAGUUAUUUUUCACGUGCAAACACUUUUUUUCUCUCUGAUUUUCGGCUGUUGAGUAUUGAAAUGUCCUGCUUUUGUUUCUCAGAAAGGCAGUUGUGGAAUUUGCAAGGGUUCUGGGUGUUAAAACCAGAAAACAAAACUAGAGGUGGGUAGCCCCUGUGCAGUAUUCGUUUGGGUAUCAGAUACACAGCUCUAUACAGCCAUUUACCGGUGCUCACCAUAACAGCGUUGGUUCCAACACCAGCAGACGUGCUAGCAUUCCGGACAUUGCAGGCUCACAUCACACUCUGGUCAAAGUCUCUGUUUCAUUCCACGAUGGUGUCAGCUUAUGCUGAGGUUUUGCAGAAGGGAUUAAUUAAACCCAUGCACGAGCUAUGUUGCCAUGGACUUGUGCCCGAUUGCCUCUGCCACUAUGCGUGGUGCAAUUGGUAUUAAAUACAUGUACAUGCAAAUGUUGUACAUAUACUGCAACUAUAUAUGGGGAUAUGGAAGCCACAUGUCAUUAAGUUUCAAUGUUGCAACUGGAAAAAUAACUCAACAUGGGUUUUUUUUAACUGUCUUUUUGGAGACAGAUUGUACAAGAGUCCAAAUAGCAGGCCCUUUUAACUUUCAAAAUAAAUUUCAAGUCACUGUUAACGACAGUUAACAGUUGCAGCCAGAAAUAGUGAACACAUCUAUGGGAAGUAGCCACAGCCGUAAGACAGUGGCCUCCAUAGGCACAUGUUGUUUCCAGUCACAGUCAAUCCACUGGGACAUCCCGAUCUCGGAGAGACCGAAAUUGCCAUUCAUACACGUGGUGUUAGGCCUGUUCCAUGUUCGUUGUGUAUCAGGCCUUGUACAAUAUAAAGGCCAAAAGGUCUGGGGUAACCAUGCUCCUAUGGAAAGACAAGUUUAGACAGAACUAUGCAUACCACUGUCCACCUAUGAGUGACUUCAGACUUCCAACCAAGAGAUGUAUGGUGUUGCAUGUAACCCUUUAUUACAUGUUUUUUUCAAAUUCAUCUCAAAUUCGAGUUAGUGUAUAGUUACAAUGUAUGAUCUAUUAAACUGACAAAGACAAUUUCUCCCUUUUGAAACUGGUAAUUACAGUCAGUGGUUGGUUAGAUGAGACAGUUGGUCUUUUUUGCACACAAUCCAUCAGUUUGUGACACUUGUAUUCAUCACUUGGCACCAGUUGACAAAUUUGGUUUUUUUUUAAGUUGUGUGUACAUGUACUGUGAAACUGAACAGAUUCUCGAGUACAUGUGGUGUAAUUUUUUAUAAGAUAUUGUCAGGUCAAAAUUAGCUAAUCACCAGCGAAUAAAUGGAUGUAUUAACAAAGAAA
Messenger RNA from Acanthaster planci (crown-of-thorns starfish), 6059 nucleotides. It is a transcript of the gene pnn, whose product is annotated as pinin, desmosome associated protein. The record is from RefSeq and is a predicted model, not a curated record. Lineage: Eukaryota; Metazoa; Echinodermata; Asteroidea; Valvatida; Acanthasteridae. Gene Ontology annotation, cellular component: catalytic step 2 spliceosome.